Messenger RNA from Postia placenta MAD-698-R-SB12, 1023 nucleotides. RefSeq lists its product as hypothetical. Gene Ontology annotation, molecular function: DNA binding. The transcript has 9 exons. The record is from RefSeq and is a predicted model, not a curated record. Lineage: Eukaryota; Fungi; Basidiomycota; Agaricomycetes; Polyporales; Adustoporiaceae. The coding region runs from base 1 to 1023 and encodes 340 amino acids.
AUGCAUGCGGGCGUCGCGUACCUCCACGGAGAUGCUGCCCGUCGAGGCGUCUUGCCACGGGUAACACGGCGUCUCAACGAGCUCGAGCGGAGAUCUAUGAUUCGGAGCGGCGCUGUGUUCGUAUUCAGCGUCGAGGAGAGUGGUAUCAAGAGGUGGACAGAAGGGCUAGCGUGGUCCCAGUCCAGAAUCUCUGGAAAUUUCCUGAUCUAUCGAGAGGUCACCGAUCGCAGCAGCCUUCGAGGUGCCAAUCAGCUGUCGGAAUCAGCUGACAUGCGACAAGGGGGACAACUGGCAGACGGACAUGUCACGUUGAAACCUGGCGGACUGAUUAAAAAAAUUCGCCAGACAAUUACAGUCAAGAUCAAUAGGCCGACCAGUCGUCCGGAUCUCAUGACUUUGAAAAUCCCGUCGGAGCUCUUGCAAUCGGCUAACUUCCGGUACCCACUGAAACUCGAAGGACAAGGGCAGUACAGUGCCAUUCCGUCCCCCACUGAUGAUAACAAUGACACCGAUAUGUCAAUGUCAGGCUUCUCAAGAACACAUCCUGGUUCGAAUGUUGCCUCGUACGCAUCCCAAAGCAGGGAGGGACAACUCGACGGCCUCUACUCAUCGCGGCCCUCGGGAGACAUGCGGCCGCCUUUAUCCCCCACAGGUUCCCCAACCUCCCCGUACGGAGGCAGUAUGGACGGCACGAACCUAAGCCCAUUAGAGUCGCCCUCGUGGUCAUCCUCGUACAACACGCAUCCCUUCGCACCGAGUGGAAGCCCAUCGACGAUGUACACAUCUUCCAUGCAGCUCGGUCAGAUGCACCCUACCCAUCUGCAGAGAGAUGAGGCGUGGUCUCAGCAUGCCCCCGGAGCUUCGCGGAUGGGCCGCGAGUUCGAGCAGAACGUCUCGCGGCUCGACGUAGGAGCACAAUCUGAUUUGUCGAGUUGGACGCAGGGGUCAGCCGUGAUGGAUGCCCAGCAGCUGGCAUCGGCGCCGCCUAUCUCUACCUCCAUCACCGACCUCGUUCGUACCUAG